This is a messenger RNA of Protopolystoma xenopodis, 798 nucleotides long. The record is from the annotation of a GenBank genome assembly. Lineage: Eukaryota; Metazoa; Platyhelminthes; Monogenea; Polystomatidea; Polystomatidae.
AUGUCGACCCAGACUGACAAGCGGCGAUCUUUUAGCGCCGGCCUUAACCGGGUUGGCCACAAGUGUGACAAUAACUCCAGUCACAAAGCGGCCAGAUCGAUGUCCACCUCACGACGCUCAGCCCGCUAUGACCGCCGAAGAUCAACUAUGCGGACACCGACGACGUCAUCAUCAGAUACAAUAAACUCAGGCUCUUCUUCAAGCUCUUCUUCUACCUCCCCACGCUCCUCCCUACGUUCGGCCAGAUUCACCUCUUCAAGAUCACUGCAUGGUUUUACCAGUGCAUUGGAAGAGGAGGAUGACUACUUGGAAGAGCAGGACUUGAAGCCACGAAGAGGAAAGAUUUCGGGGGAUAGAGCCAGCAGCGGGCCUCACAAUGCAAGAGGGUCGAGAAUGCCAAAAACGCCAAGGAGCAAAACAGGUUCUCAAAAGAGGCGACAAAGUAGGCUGUCAAGUGUAUCAAAAAAAAGUAUGAAUACGAGUCCACUUGAACAUCAUCGGCCACGAGGACUUUCGGUGGACACGGUUUCGACGGCUGAUGGCAAAAUGAGAAGAGAAGAACAAACAGUAACCGGUGUAAGUAAGAAAGCGCUAUACGGAAAUCUUAUUCCACUCAAUGUGCACUCUUUGUGGUACCAAACUCUUUGUUGCUGUUUCGCUUUGGCCGAGAUUGCACAUCUUUUGUUGAUUCGUGGGUUGUCAUACCUUAUUUCUCUGCUUCUAGCUGACAAGACGAAAUACCCAUCCUCCUAUACCAAAGCUAUAAUAUUCCCUGUAGAAUCAAGUGUCAUACCUUGA